GACGAGAAGAAAGAAAGGGAGUACUUCAGUAAGUCUUGCCUUGUUGCAAAAGAAGCUGCAAAUCAAUUCGGGAAUUAAAAACCCCAAUUCUUUCUUUACUCUCUCACACCGAAAAGAAAACUGAUUCUUUCAGAUUGAUCGUUUAAUCGCAGUAGAGAAGAAGAAUUAAAGAAUGGCACGAUACGAUAGAGCCAUCACAGUAUUCUCACCAGAUGGUCAUCUCUUUCAGGUGGAGUAUGCCCUAGAGGCUGUACGGAAAGGAAACGCAGCUGUUGGUGUUAGAGGUACUGAUACUGUUGUUCUUGGUGUUGAGAAGAAAUCUACUGCUAAACUUCAAGACUCUAGAUCAGUUAGGAAGAUUGUUAACCUGGAUAAUCACAUUGCUUUAGCCUGUGCUGGGCUUAAGGCAGAUGCACGUGUUUUGAUUAACAAAGCAAGGAUUGAGUGUCAAAGUCAUAGACUCACAGUUGAGGAUCCCGUAACUGUUGAAUAUAUCACACGUUACAUUGCUGGUCUUCAGCAGAAGUAUACACAAAGUGGUGGUGUGAGACCAUUUGGGCUAUCAACUUUGAUUGUGGGUUUUGACCCUCACACUGAUGUUCCAUCACUCUAUCAGACUGAUCCCUCAGGGACAUUCUCAGCUUGGAAGGCUAAUGCAACAGGAAGAAAUUCCAACUCUAUGCGUGAAUUUUUGGAGAAAAACUACAAAGAAACUUCUGGACAAGCAACUGUGAAGCUUGCUAUUCGUGCAUUGCUCGAGGUUGUUGAAAGUGGUGGGAAGAACAUAGAGAUAGCUGUAAUGGGAAAAGACAAGGUGUUGCGUCAACUUGAAGAAUCUGAGAUUGAUAUCAUUGUUGCUGAGAUCGAAGCAGAAAAGGAAGCUGCAGAAGCUGCAAAAAAACCAGCUCCAAAGAAUACCUAAUUUCCAUCUCCUAGUAAGUUGGUCCAAUUUGCGAAAAAUUCUGGAUAAAGGUCUGGCAGUGGCUCUCUUGACUGUCACAUUUUCUUUAGUUUUAUCAGAUUUGGAUUGAAACUGCUAAAACAGAUCUGCUAUCCUGGUUUCAAUUAUACAUUUAAGAAUUAAACAUUCAGUGUUCUGUAAAUGGACAUCAUCUCUUACUUAAAUGGACAGCAUCUCUAGAAAUACAUAUGUUCUCGUUUUGAAA
Molecule: messenger RNA, 1166 nt
Organism: Papaver somniferum (opium poppy)
Lineage: Eukaryota; Viridiplantae; Streptophyta; Magnoliopsida; Ranunculales; Papaveraceae
Product: proteasome subunit alpha type-7-like
Exons: 3
Coding region: 173-922 (249 amino acids)
Biological process (GO): ubiquitin-dependent protein catabolic process
Cellular component (GO): proteasome core complex, alpha-subunit complex; proteasome core complex; nucleus
Source: RefSeq, a predicted model, not a curated record